AUGGCGGCUGCCGCGAUCCUGCGCCGGAGGGCGCUCCCGUCGUCGUGCCGCCAUGAUGUUUACAUUCGCUGCCUUCUCUCCUAUUCUGAUCUACAUUCCUCGGUGAACUCUGCCAAUUUGAGAUUUUGGAGGGGCUGCCACAGCUCUGGGAAGAUUGAUUUGACUGAUAUGACCCAUCCUCAUUUGUGGUACCCAAAUGCCCGAGAAAAGAAGCGUAAGGUAUUUUUACAUGUUGGUCCUACAAACAGUGGGAAAACACAUAAUGCUCUCAAGCGAUUAGAAGCAAGCUCUUCAGGCGUGUACUGUGGACCUCUAAGAUUGUUAGCGCGGGAGGUAGCAAAAAGAUUGAACGAAGCUAGUGUCCCUUGUAACUUGACGACUGGACAAGAAAGGGAAGAAAUUGAAGGUGCAAAGCAUAACUCAGUGACCGUUGAGAUGGCUGAUGUGACAACUGAGUAUCAGUGCGCUGUUAUUGAUGAAAUUCAGAUGGUUGGCUGUAGAACAAGGGGUUUUUCAUUCACACGUGCACUUCUGGGGCUUUGUUCAGAUGAGCUUCAUGUUUGUGGUGACCCAGCUGCCGUUCCUAUUAUUCAGCGAUUGCUUGAAGCUACUGGUGAUGUGGUUACGGUUCAGUAUUAUGAGCGACUAUCUCCUUUAGUUCCUCUGAAGACUACACUUGGAUCUUUCUCUAACAUCAAGGAAGGGGAUUGCAUGGUAACGUUCUCACGGCGUGAGAUAUAUAAGCUUAAGAAAAAAGUUGAAAUGGCGGGAAAGCAUCUUUGUUCUGUAGUCUAUGGCUCUUUGCCGCCAGAAACUCGAACGAAACAGGCGACAAUGUUCAAUGAUGAAUCCAGUCACCUUAAUGUGCUAGUCGCUAGCGAUGCUAUUGGAAUGGGUCUUAAUCUGAACAUUUCUAGAAUUAUUUUCUCUACACUGAAGAAGUUUGAUGGUGUCUGCACCAGGGAACUGACUGUGCCUGAGAUCAAACAGAUUGCUGGCAGAGCUGGGAGAUAUGGGUCUAAAUUCCCAGUUGGCGAAGUUACGUGUCUAGAUGCUGAAGAUCUCCCAUUACUACAUUCAUCUCUGAAGUCACCUUCCCCCAUUAUAGAGCGUGCUGGACUUUUUCCCACAUUCGAUUUAUUGUCUGUGUAUUCACGAUUGCAGGGAACCGUCUUUUUGCACCCUAUAUUGGAACGUUUCUUGGAAAAGGCUAAACUGUCUCCAGAUUAUUUUAUUGCUGAUUGUGAAGACAUGCUGAAAGUUGCUGUUGUUGUUGAUGAGUUGCCUCUUGGGUUGUACGAUAAAUACCUCUUUUGUCAAAGUCCGGUAGAUGUGAAUGAUGAUAUAUCUACUCAAGGAUUAACUCAGUUUGCAGAAAACUAUGCAAAGAAAGGCAUUGUUCGACUUAAAGAAAUAUUUACACCUGGAACACUGCGGGUGCCUAAAACACACAAUCAACUCAAGGAGCUUGAAUCAGUUCACAAGGUCCUAGAGUUGUAUGUGUGGUUAAGCUACAGAUUUGAUGACUCUUUCCCAGAUCGUGAACUGGCGGACUCCCAAAAGUCAAUCUGCAGCAUGUUGAUAGAAGAAUAUCUUGAGAGGUCAGGAUGGCAGCAAUCAGGGCAAAGAAGGGCUUUGCCUCGUCUACGGAAAUUAAGCCAAGAAUAUGAUGCACCACAAUUGAGCAAGUAUUUUCCAGAAAUUGAUGCAAGAUCAAAAUAGAGGCUGGUACAACAAAAGGCGCAUCACCACAUUCAGUCAAUGUUUUGAGCAAACCUCCAGAGCAUGCAUCUGGCCCUUCCUAUUGGAUACAUGAUAAAUGACAAGCAGUGAUAAUAACACUUCUGGGUGGCAGAGGAUCUGUUUGGGCUCACAUUUCACCGUGGUCAUUGAAGUUCACCUGAAGCUUUCACCGUGGUCAUUGAAGUUUACCUGAAUUACUUAGUGUGGCAGCACAUAACAUCUUCCAUCCAUCAGAUUUUGUAAUUAUUCUUUCAGUAGCACCUCAUGUACCUAAUACGAAUGGAACUGUACAUUGCAAGGCUAAGCCUUUCCCAAGCAAGUUGGAACUGUACAUUACAAAGUAAAAAAAAAAAGAUG
This is a messenger RNA of Lolium rigidum, 2100 nucleotides long. Its product is annotated as ATP-dependent RNA helicase SUV3, mitochondrial-like. The transcript has 17 exons. The coding region runs from base 1 to 1722 and encodes 573 amino acids. Gene Ontology annotation, cellular component: mitochondrial degradosome. NCBI's taxonomy places the organism in Eukaryota, Viridiplantae, Streptophyta, Magnoliopsida, Poales, Poaceae. Gene Ontology annotation, biological process: RNA catabolic process; mitochondrial RNA 3'-end processing. Gene Ontology annotation, molecular function: hydrolase activity, acting on acid anhydrides; ATP binding; RNA helicase activity. The record is from RefSeq and is a predicted model, not a curated record.